Molecule: messenger RNA, 967 nt
Organism: Pimephales promelas (fathead minnow)
Lineage: Eukaryota; Metazoa; Chordata; Actinopteri; Cypriniformes; Leuciscidae
Gene: nfam1
Product: NFAT activating protein with ITAM motif 1
Biological process (GO): positive regulation of cytokine production; B cell receptor signaling pathway; regulation of B cell differentiation
Cellular component (GO): membrane raft
Molecular function (GO): transmembrane signaling receptor activity
Source: RefSeq, a predicted model, not a curated record
AAUAUGGCUUAACUUCCUGUGUUGUUGUUACGGGUUUUUUUUUUUUUUGCCACUUCUUUUUGAAACUUUGUGCUGAAUGGUGAUAUCUGAGCUUUGAUGAAACAACACAAAGAAAGUUCGUUUUUAAAAUGAAAGGACAUGUAGAUUUUGGACAUAUAAAGAUGUAUGCUGUGCUGUGUUGGAUCGUAAUACUGUGCUGUUGGCAGGAAACUCAAGCCAAAUUUGAAAUCUCUAUGUUGAACAGAACCAGAGUGGCACUAGCAGGAGAACUUCUUGACUUUAAUCUGUUAGUGGCAAUUCCAGCAAACUACAGCUCGAGCCUUGUAUGCUACACUCAGAACAGGAAAAUCUGGAGUAAACCCAUUAUAGGUGAAUUUUCUGACAAAAGCGUGCCGGUGACCUCACACAUCAAAAUGCACAACAGAUCCAGUUCUGGCAAUUACUACUUUGCAUUGGAAAAUCAAAUUUUGAAAGUGCAUUGGGUGGUUCAUGUGAGAGAUAAAGGUUACGAGGAGCCAAAUGAGGAGUUGGAAGAUGGCAUCAUCACAAUGAUGGCUUUCUCAGGAAUUCUUCUCAUCUUCAGUGUUGCCGGCUCACUUUACAUAUUAAAGAGCUACAAGGAUCAACCUCCUUGUAGAGAUGACAAAAAUGCAGCAGCAGAACAGAGACCUGAGGAUAGUGACGAUGUGAUGUUGGAUGAGGAUCCUGCAUCUGCAUCACUCUACACAGCGCUACAACACAGAUCAAGCUCCAUUUAUGAUACACUGAAUGAAGAAAACACAAGCGAGACAAAUUCAAAUAAAAAGCACUGUGAAGCCCCAGAAGACAUAUUUGAUUCUGUUUAUGAAAACCUGUGAAGGAAUUAAUGAAUACAUGCUACCUGCUAGAAUGUACUUGGUGUCAAAUAAAUAUAUGUUUUAUAAUUUUGUAUAAUAUUUUUGUGUAGCAUUAAAUAAAUGAAAGAUUA